UUUUUUUAAGUGAAUUUAAAAUAAUGUUUCGUCAUGAAACAUAACUAGAAAGAAUGUUAUAAUAUUUUGCAAAAAUUUGUAGUCACUCGUAUAAUCUAAAUAUUAGUAAUAUAUGAAAAAUUAAGCGUUAAAUAACAAGCAAAUAUAUACGUACAUUAAAAACUGUGGAAAACGAGAUAGCAGUCGUAUAUACUUAGCAAGUGUAUUAAUUGCUAAUUAUUAAGUAUUGAUUUUUUUAAAUGGGGACGUAGCAUAUCAAGGGGGAGGCUGCUCGUUCGCAAGUACCUGGAACUAUUUUUCGUCGCGACAAAAACAUCUACAGUCAACCCCUCCUAUCUCAGGGCGUAGUAAUACACAAUCGGAAAAUUGGCGGGAAAGUUCGGAAAAAUUGUCAUUAAAUUUGUCGAUGCGGCGCGACUUUCAAGAAAUGUAUCGAUCGAGAUCCAUUGCCAGUGUGAUGAAGUCACGACCCGAUAAAACUGCACUGUAUAAAACAACUCUGAGAGAACGUUCGCGGAGAAAAUAAAAAAUGUAAACGAAUGAGUAAAAGAAGAUGGCGGACCAAUUAAGAGUACCGCGCUGAUACAUUUUAUUCUUUAUUUCUAGCAAAGGGUAACAUUUUAGAAAUACAAAUCCACAUAUCUCGCGUCAUAUUUUUAAUUCUCGCGUAAAUAACGAUCAAAUGACGGUAAAAUGCAUCGUAAUAUCCCAAUAGUAAAUAUAGUUUAAUACGACCGGAAUCCAUAAAUAAAACAAUUGGUUAUAUACAUAUGUUUUUCAAAUCGACGAAUGCUAUUAUAUAUUUUGUAUUGAGCACUCGUUUCGGGAGAGACGCCGACGCCCGGCGCCGACGUCGUUUUUAAAGCGUCAACGUUGUGCUGGAGUAAUCUCACCCAAUCCGGGAGACUCAUAAGUAAAAAAAAUCGUUAGAAUAAUCAACCCUCUCAGACACGCUGGCACGUCGUAAAGAUGCAUUGCUGAAAGUUUUAUAUCGAACGUUUCCGACGUUUUUCCAUCAAGGUGCUAAGAUAACGAAAGGGAGGGAAAAUAAGCAAUAAGCAAUGAAUUCAACAUUGUGAAACGGGGCCGCGUGAAUCAUUUAACAUAAAUCAUUUUUAAAUCGUGCUUGUACAUAUAAAUAGUGAGGAAAGAAAAAAAAAACAUUUCCUUAGCGUGGUGAUAUAUCGUCAUAUUUCCUUUUUUUUCUUUCUUUUUGAAAUGGGUACGGCGGGUCGCGAUUUCGAGCGCGAUCGGGAGGACGAGAUCCACUGUCGGAUUUGUGCUAGUGACAUACCAAGAAACGACGGGGUUCACAUUUUCGCUGAGGAUGGUAGACGGCACUACCUGCAGACCAAAAUACGAAAAUAUCUCUACAUCUUGGUGUCUUCUGAAGAUAAAUUAUCAAAAAUGGUAUGUGUUACAUGCAUUAAAAGAUUAGAAAGCAUUCAUCGCUUUGCUAUGAUGGCAUAUAGAACACAGGAAAAGUUAAAAUCACAAUUAUAUAAUAAUAGUGGUGAUACAAAUACACAGGAUAUAGAAAGAGAAAGUGUCAAAGAUAUGCAAAAUACAAGGAGGAUAGAAGAUCGGGGAUUAUUACAUACAAUAUUAACAAAAGGGGCAAUAGAAAUUUUAGCUGAAGGUGAACCACUGGGACCAUCAGAAUUAAUAUCACAAGAAGAUAAAUGUCAUACUCCAAGUAUGGAAGAAAUGGAAGUUAAAGUAGAUCCAAUGUUAUUUUUACAGUAUGGUAUGGAGAAUUCAGCAUCAGAAACUUCAGAAGUAUCUGAUACAGAAGAAAUAAUAACGAGAAUAAAUUCCCCAGAACCAUUACCAUUAACAAAUAAAACUGACGAAAUAGAAAAGGAAAAGAAACAAGAGAGUAAUGAUAAGUCUCAAGAAGAUGUUGAAGAAUCUAUUUCUAAUGUGUCAAACAAACCUCAUGAAUGUACAAUAUGUGCUCGAUCUUUUAUAUCUCAAAUUGGUCUGCAGAAUCAUUUAUGGUCUCAUUUGCCUAAAGAUAAACGACUUGAUGGGAAGCCUAUUUUAAGAUCCCAACAAGUUUAUUCUACUAAUGGUAUACUUCACAUGAAUACUGAUAACAAUUCAUCUGGCAAUUUUAUUUGUCCAAUUUGUAGCAAAAAAAUUUCUACUAAAGGAAAUCUAAAAGUACAUUUGGAAACUCAUCGGCCUAAAGGAAAAUAUGGUUGUGACAUAUGUGGUAGAAUCUUUAAAACACAGUCAAAUUUAUUCAGGCACAAAGAGUAUCAUGGUGGAAUACAAUUUCCAUGCAAUGUAUGUGGAAGAGUUUAUCCAACAAAUUCUACUUUAAGAGCUCAUAGUAUAACUCACUCGGAUUUGAGGCCGCACGCGUGCCCUCUUUGUGAUAAAACUUUUAAAAGAAACCAAGAUUUAAAGUUUCACAUAAAUCAACAUACAGGUGCAAGGCCUUAUCAAUGUCCAUAUUGUCCGAAAGCUUUCGCGAGUUCUGGAAAUUGUUUCUCGCAUCGCAAAAGAAUGCAUCCUCGAGAAGUACAUCGAGAUAGACAAAGAGCAGCAGAUUUAAUGAGAUGAACCAUGGGUAGUCAAUACGAGGAAUGGUUUUAGAAAAAUAUAAUAAUUUACGAUAUUAUCAUAUCCAUGUGUAUUAGCUAUUACAAUGGAAAAACAUGAGCUUUAGUUUUGAAUAUUAAUGGUGCUAAUGCAAGGAGCAACGGAAGUUUUAUAUACUUUAAUUGAAUCGUUUGAACUUAGUGUUAGGUACUUAUUGUUACUGACAAGCACUUAGUUGUUUGUUCUUAUGGCGUAACUAGAUCUUCAUUACAUAAAAUAGAAACAAACAAAUAUAUAUUUUUCUUAAUUUUUUAACUUAUUGAUGUUAUUGAACUUGAUAUACUUCCAUUGUUGUUGAUAUAAAUUUAGUAAUUAUUAUUUAUUGACUCAUAUAUAGUACAAGUAAUAAGAACGAUAGGUUUUAAACUGUCUAGUUAAAAUAAGAAAUUCAUAUUUUUUACUGGUUUAUCUAUAUUUAACUUGUAUACAUUUUCUUCUUCAUCUUUAAAGAUAGAAGUUAUACUUAGACCACCCUUGCUACCAUUUUCUUAAAAAAAGAAAAAAAGAUAAUUUUAAAUGUUUAAAAAAUUAUAUAUAAACCAAAAUCUUAUUUUAUGUGACCAUUGUUAAUGAUAUAAUAUUGAUCAUUAUUCAGUCAAGAUACAGUAUUAUUUAAAAUAAAUAAUUUUCAACUGACCCAUCGGUAAUAAGCACAAUAAAGUAUUAAGCUUUAAAAUUAGGAUUAAAAGUAUUUCUUAUAAUUUGUAUAAAAAAAUUGACUAGCAAAAGAAAUUUAGCAAAUGUAAGAUAACUGUGAUUUUUUACAAAUCAGUAGUAUAUUAGAAAAUUCAUGUCCGAUGGGUUUAAGUAUUAUACAUUGGUUUAGUAUUAUACAUGGGUUUAAGUAUUAUACACAUUGAAUAUUGUAGUUAUAAAACAAAAUAAUAGUAAUAACGUGACUACUUUCAGUACGCUCAAAAUUUGGUCUCUCAUGAAGUGUAAUUUUUUUUAAUACUUAAAUACAAAUAAGAAAUUUGUAAUAUUUUUUGAAACCUUGAACGGGUACUCUGUAUAUUGUAUGUGAUAUUUUUAAGCAACGUAUACUUAGUAUAUUUUGAAGAGACAAAAGGUACAAAGGGUUGGACGUUGAAAUUAUUUGAUAUUUAUUUUACGAUUGUUAUGUCACCAAGAGAACGAUUUUAUUUUAUUUUUAUGAAUAACAUAAAUGGAUUUGAAUGGUGACAAACGUUCUAAAAAAUGGAACGUAUUAUUUUGUCCAUAUAAAAAAGAGCUGUUUAACGAUAUUUGAUAAAAUAUUUAUAUUUACGACGAAAUUACUAAAAAAUGACCAAAGACGAAAAAAAGAAAAAAAAAAACGAAAACAUUGUUCGAGAAAGAAAGAAGUAGGAAAAUUUUUGUAGUUUCGAGGCAUAUUUUUAGCACAAUACACGAACAACAUCAUCAUUAAGUAACGUUAAGACUGUAUACGAAAUUCUGUGUCAAAUUAGAGUAAUUACGUAAAUGUAAGCGGUUAGUAUCCAAAUGUCAAUGGUUGUAUGUGACGAAAGAUGAGUCUAGUUUAUUCAAAAUGCAUUAUUAAGUAUAAUGAAUAACGUAGAGGCUGUAGCUAACGUUACAAACGAUCAUAAUGUUAUUCUUUUAAGCAGAUAUACGAUUAAAGAAAAGUAAAUGUUAACUAAAGUCUGAGUAGCUUUUAGGAAACUUUAGAUAAGAGUUUUUAGAGAAGAAAUGUAAAUGUAGGGGAUCAUACCUGCUUCCAUAUGUAUCGUAUACAUCGCACAUGUGUUAGAUAGUUCAAAAAAAGGGGGGGAAGGGAUGUUUGAUAAUGGACAGUCACAGAAAAAUGUACGACGAUCAUUGCGUAAUUAAGAAGUAGUACUUACAGACAGAAAAUACCAAGUGUAAUCGCGUUGCUACAUUAGUGUAGUAGGGUGGCCAAGCUUCCGUUUCAAUGAAAAUAAAAUGGACCAAAGAAGAGUGGUAUAAUGUUAUAAUUAAUAUGUUGAACUAUUUAAUUUAAAACAAAUUCCAAUAUCUUUUAUAUUUACAUUUAGUUUACGAAAUUAUUUCUUAAGCCAAAUGAUAUUUAGAAGUAUGUAAAAGUAAAUAUACUCAUAUUUUAUACAUAAAAAAAAUAUUCGAUAACGCGAAAGCUUUAACGAACGGCCACCCUAGCUUA
Frieseomelitta varia is the source of this 4750-nucleotide messenger RNA. Its product is annotated as zinc finger protein 177-like. Gene Ontology annotation, cellular component: nucleus. Gene Ontology annotation, molecular function: zinc ion binding; RNA polymerase II cis-regulatory region sequence-specific DNA binding; DNA-binding transcription factor activity. The transcript is spliced from 5 exons. Gene Ontology annotation, biological process: regulation of transcription by RNA polymerase II. Bases 1219 to 2571 code for a protein of 450 amino acids. The record is from RefSeq and is a predicted model, not a curated record. NCBI's taxonomy places the organism in Eukaryota, Metazoa, Arthropoda, Insecta, Hymenoptera, Apidae.